Molecule: messenger RNA, 732 nt
Organism: Prosopis cineraria
Lineage: Eukaryota; Viridiplantae; Streptophyta; Magnoliopsida; Fabales; Fabaceae
Exons: 3
Coding region: 1-732 (243 amino acids)
Source: RefSeq, a predicted model, not a curated record
AUGAGUCUUUGUGCAGUACCUGCUCUUUUAACCCCAAAGAAAGAUGGCUCCUGGAGAAUGUACAUAGACAGCAGAGCCAUCAACAAGAUCACCAUCAAGUAUAGGUUUCCCAUUCCUAGACUUGAUGACAUGCUUGAUUUAGUGUCUGGAUCUAGUUGGUUUUCAAAGAUUGACCUCAGAAGUGGUUAUCAUCAGAUCAAGAUUCGACUUGGAGAUGAGUGGAAGACUGCUUUUAAAACGCAAGAUGGGUUGUUUGAAUGGCUUGUCAUGCCUUUUGGGUUAUCAAAUACCCCAAUUUCUGAAAAGGGUUUAGCAGCUGACCCUGAGAAAGUCCAAGCCAUUCGAGAAUGGCCUGAGCCACAAUCUCUCCAUGAAGCGCUUAGGUUUAUCAACUCUCAGCGGCACUUAAAUGCUAAACAUGCUAAAUGGGUUGAGUAUAUUCAGGGAUUCACUUUUGUGGUCAAGCAUCGUUCUGGAACAGAAAAUAUAGUGGCUGACGCCCUGAGCCGUCGGAUCAACUUGUUGCACACUAUGAGCGUUAGUGUUGUUGGUUUUGAAAACUUAAAGGAAGACUAUGUUUCAUGUCCAGAUUUUAGGAUAAUAUACCAAGAAGUUCGCAAUGGUAACCGUCAUGAGCAUGUUGAUUUCAUCCUUAAAGACGGUCAUCUCUUUUGUGGAAGCAAGCUGUACAUCCCAUGUACUUCUAUGCGAGAUUUUCUUAUAUGGGAGUAA